GAAGAAGAAGAAGAAGAAGAAGAAGAAAACGAGGGAAAAUAAGCAGGAAAAGGUAAACAAGGAGGAAAAGGAAGCUUGGAAAAAAACUUGACCAAGUUGAAAAUGAAUAACCUUGACCCCGAAGAUGCCAUAUUCCUGGUUGAUGCGUUCCUGGAUGAGUGCAAGGUGGAUCAGCAUGGACAAACUAAAGGAGGGUCAAAACAAUCCAAAAAUCUGUGUUUGGCCUGAUGAGGACAAAGAUGGUCAACCUCUGCCAAAAAGAUGUAGAGCUGGAGAGAAACGAAAGCGAGAUUCAGCUACUGUUUCUUCAGCAAGCGUUAAAAGCGUGUCCUGUGCUCCAUCUACCAGCACAACUGAAGACACUGUGAUCAUCGAAAAUUUUGACUCUCUCAUUCAAGAUGUCCGAGACCUCUUGGGAAGUGGUGUUGAACAACCUUUCCCCUCAGACUGGAGGAACAGGCAAACUACCUCUCUGGAGAAUUGGACAGUAAUGAGGCCCUUCAUGGUGAACAAUAUGUUGUCAUCUGAGAAGCCCAAGGAGGGGGUUUGCCAUCACUGUGGACACAAUGCUGCAGUAGUGAUGUGUAGGGACUGUUUACCGCGAUCACUCUACUGCUCAGCCUGUGACCUUUCCACACAUGAGGCCCUGGUGCUUCAUAACAGAGCAUCCAUGGUGGAGGGAUUCUUCAGACACCUGCCGCCAUCCACUUUUGUUCAGCAGCACGAGGAAGGGAAAUUCUCCUAUCAUGAAAAAGAUUGCAUGUUACCAAUCGUUCCUCCCUGCUGCGACUGCUCCACUGGGCAAACAAGCUUUUCCAAGGGAAAGCCAGUUAUUUUAAUUGGAAUGAAUGGUACAGCCUCUUCCUUCCAUCAGUAA
Molecule: messenger RNA, 877 nt
Organism: Carassius carassius (crucian carp)
Lineage: Eukaryota; Metazoa; Chordata; Actinopteri; Cypriniformes; Cyprinidae
Exons: 6
Coding region: 125-877 (250 amino acids)
Source: RefSeq, a predicted model, not a curated record